GCUGUGUCCUUGUCCCUGCCUCCUGGCAGCAAGGAGCCACCCAGCAGCCGGUUUGUGAUUGGGCAGGGGAGUGGGGUUCUUGACACAGUGCGGUGCUGACUGCUCUGGGACGUGUUUCAACAGAUGGUCGAGGUUAGAGAGUGUCAUCACAUUGGAGAGAGGAUUAGAAGAGAGAGGUUGUCUUCCAGGAGCCGUGUGGUCCCCCUACUCUUCAACCCCAAAAUCCCAGCACCAAGACCCCUCUAUGAGCAGAGGGAGACCCGGUGAAGCACUGCGAGGAGAAAACUCAGAGAGGAAUCCUAGCCUUGGCUCUCACUCGGCCAGCACUCUGCUCUCCUGCCUUCCAGUCGACCACGGCUGCGAGAGCUGCCCGGGUGUGAGUGAGUGGCCUGGCUGGACCUCUUCUCCCUCCCUUCAUCUCUCCAUUAAUCCUCCCUUCCACCCAUCCCGUCUCCUGUCGUCUCAGACACCAUGCUGAUUCAGUGGCUGGCCUGGUUGGCCCUGCUGUCCCUGGACUGGGCUCCAGGCAGCUGGGCUUUCACCACCACCAGGGCUCAGGGCCUGAGGGGUCGCAUCCAGAGAGACCGCAGAAACAUCCGGCCUAACAUCAUCCUCAUCAUGACUGACGACCAGGAUGUUGAGUUGGGUUCUCUGCAGGUGAUGAAUAAAACCCGUAAACUCAUGGAGGAUGGAGGCACUUCUUUCACCAAUGCCUUCGUCACCACACCCAUGUGCUGCCCGUCACGGUCUUCAAUGUUGACGGGCAAGUACGUGCACAACCACAACACCUACACCAACAAUGAGAACUGCUCCUCCCCUUCCUGGCAAGUUCAGCACGAGCCACGUUCAUUCGCUGUCUACCUCAACAACACUGGCUACAGGACAGCCUUCUUCGGCAAGUACCUCAACGAGUACAAUGGCAGCUACAUCCCACCUGGGUGGCGCGAAUGGGUCGGAUUGAUCAAAAAUUCCCGCUUCUAUAAUUACACUGUCUGUCGGAACGGUUACAAGGAGAAACAUGGUGCCGAUUAUUCCAAGGACUAUUUCACAGAUCUGAUCACCAACGACAGCAUCAACUUUUUCCGCAUGUCCAAGAAGAUAUAUCCUCACCGUCCUGUGAUGAUGGUCAUCAGUCACGCUGCCCCUCAUGGCCCAGAAGACUCGGCACCUCAGUACGCUGAGCACUUCCCGAAUGCUUCUCAGCACAUCACCCCCAGCUACAACUAUGCCCCAAAUAUGGACAAACACUGGAUCAUGCAGUACACAGGCCCCAUGAGGCCCAUCCACAUGGAGUUCACCAACUUUCUCCACCGGAAAAGGCUGCAGACACUCAUGUCUGUAGAUGACUCAGUGCAGAAAGUUUUUGAUAUGCUGGAGGAAACUGGAGAGCUGGACAACACGUACAUUAUCUAUACAGCAGACCAUGGCUACCACAUCGGUCAGUUUGGUUUGGUCAAGGGCAAGUCGAUGCCUUAUGACUUUGACAUCCGUGUGCCGUUCUUCCUAAGAGGACCCAAUGUGGAGCCGGGGGCAGUAAACCCUCAUCUGGUGCUGAACAUUGACCUAGCUCCCACGAUUCUCCACAUUGCUGGGCUGGACACCCCUCCAGACAUGGAUGGAAAGUCCAUCCUUAAGCUGCUGGAACAGGACAGGACUGGCAAUAGAUUCAAACCCAACCGGAAACCCAAAGUCUGGAGGGACACAUUCCUGGUGGAGCGAGGAAAGAUCCUGAGGAAGAAGGAUGACUCAGUGAGCACUCAGCACACCAACAGCCUGCCUAAGUACAAGAAGGUCAAAGAGACUUGCCAGCAGGCUGAAUUCCAGACACCCUGUGAACAGCCUGGACAGAAAUGGCACUGCGUGGAGGAGAUUACAGGGAAGUGGAGGAUACAGAAGUGUAAAGGUGGCUCAAAAGAGGGCUCCAGGAAAAGGGCCCGCAGCCUGAAGCCUCGUAGCAGUUAUGACAACAGAGAGAGAGGCUGUGACUGUGGGGACGCUCUCCUCAAACCCUCCAGAGCAGAACGCCGCUCCCACCGACAGUUAUCUUCCUCAUCUGGCCAGCGUUAUCGGCCACGUUUUGUCCAUACCCGGCCUGCUAGGUCUCUGUCUGUGGAGUUUGAAGGUCAGAUAUACGACAUUGACCUCCAAGCAGAUGAUCAGUCGGCUGUCCGUCGCCGUGUCAUCUCAAAGCGUCAUUACAACCAAGAGGGCGCAGAGUUUGACUUAGGAACAGAUGAUGGUUCAGAGGAAAUGCUGGCAGAUGAUACAAAUGCUGUGGGAUACCCCAACUCGGUCAAAGUUACCCACAAGUGUUAUAUUUUGAUGAACGAUAGUGUCCAUUGUGAAAGAGAAAUCUACCAGUCCUCCAGAGCCUGGAAAGACCACAAGAGCUAUGUGGACCAGGAGAUCGAAGCACUUCAAGACAAAAUCAAAAACCUCCGGGAAGUAAGAGGCCACCUAAAGAGGACACGUCCAGAAGAGUGUGACUGUGGAAAGAGGAGCUAUUAUAGCAAAGGAGACAGAAACAAGGCAGAGAGAUUGAAGAACAGGAAUGAUCAGCUCCAUCCGUUUAAGGAGGCUGCGCAGGAAAUAGACGGGAAGGCCCAGUUGUAUAAUGAGAUUCGGAGAAGGAAGAAGGAAAGGAAGGUGAAGAAGCGGCAGAGGAAGGGAGACGACUGCAGCCUGCCCGGCCUCACUUGCUUCACGCAUAACAACGACCACUGGCAGACCGCUCCUUUCUGGACAUUGGGUGGAUUCUGCGCAUGCACCAGCUCCAACAACAACACCUACUGGUGCCUGAGAACCAUCAACGAGACUCACAACACACUGUUCUGUGAGUUUUCCACUGGCUUCCUGGAGUACUUUGACCUCAAUAAUGACCCCUACCAGCUGACCAACGCAGUGUAUUCGGUGGACCGGGAGGUGCUGAACAUGCUCCAUGCUCAGCUCAUGGAGAUGAGAAGUUGUCAAGGGUACAAGCAAUGUAACCCUCGACCUAAAGGCUUGGAUACAGCACACAACCAAUAUGGGACGGACGACAGGGUUAAGCUACCCAACUUGACAGACGAGGAGGUGAACUGGCAGGGACUGGAGGAUCUGUAUAGCAUAAACGAAAGCCUUUAUGAAUGUAGGCCCGACUACAGCCCCAGCCCAGACGACUGGGCCAACUUCCAGAAGGAUGUAGAUAAUAUGUUUGCACUGCGACACGUUUUUAAGAAUUUCAACCGAACCCAUAAGCUUGACGACUCCACCCUGCCAGAGCUGGGCUCCGGGGCCGGGGGUGGAGGCCUUGAAGAGGGCAGCGGAGAAGAGUUGGCCUCAGCCAGCGACGUCUGGCCGAGCCUGGCCACGGAGGCUCGCCUCACCACCCCCGCCCCCAGCAAAACGCCAUCAGCACCACCCACUCCCAGGCCCAUACUGGAAAGGAAACUAGAUUCUGUUGUAAACGACCUUCCUGAGAGGCUUUUAGACAGACCUGGGGUGUCUGUUAUGUCAGUGUCACCAGAGAUGGAAUCAUCAUCAGGUCCAAGGACAGAAAAAGUUGUCUUCCAGAGCGAUAUGUGGGCGCAGCAGCUGGAGGAGAUGGAAGGAGAGAUGUUUAGCGGGAACGGACUGACGGAGCUGGAGACAAGACACGACAACCAGCUGGACCCUGGCCUGGGCCACGGAGAGGCAACUGGCCCUCAGGGUCUUGGCCUGGGCCUGGACCCUGAAGAAGAAGAGGACAUUUUCCAGGCCCAAGGCUACCUCCCUUUCUCCCCACAGACACUCAGGCCCAAGGUGCAGGCCAGCACCACCGGGAGCCCCCCCACCACACAGACUAGCACCCCGCAGAGUGUCGGGGUGGUACUACAGGUGCUGCCUCAGUCGGCGCUGCCCCUCACCUUGGACUACGAGGGCAGCGGCUCUCUGCCUCAACCCUCCAAUCAGACCCUCUGAGGCAGACGCACGCGCUGGCCAGCCAGCGAAUGAGCUGCUUGUCGCCACAGAGACGGUGAUUGGGAGAUGAGCUUGCCAAGAGCAAUGGCGAGUGAUGCCAUCUCAGUCAGUCAGAGUUGUAUAAUGAGUAUUAAAAUUAUUGUUUAUUUUUUUACAGGUGCCUACAUUUAUUAGUAAACAGUGUUAUGUUUUUUUUUCUUUUGUUUUUUUCAAAUAUAUAUUUAGAAAAGAAAAAGCCUUAAUGCAGCUAAACAGAAGUGUUGGGAGUAAAAAUGAUUAAUUCCAUACAGGUAACACCAUUGAUGUUUUUAAUGUUUUUAUGAAAAACAAGUGUGAGUGGUGAAACCAUUUCAACAUGUGAAUGGAUGGUUAGCAUUAGUCAGCUUUAGGUAAGCUCCAGUCUUUAAAGAAUCUAUUUAUCUUAAACCUGCCCUAUUACAGGAUACUCCAUCACAACAGUGACCACUCACCAAUUAGAUAAUGAAAAAACUGACCCCGAAAUGCACUUUUGAACUCUUCCACAUGAUGACCCUCACCCUGCACUGCUUGUGGUGCUGAAAUUUUGUGUCCGUCGUGAAAUCACAUUUUUUUAUCAAAACUAAGACGAGAGCUGGAUUGUCACUUCAGAAAAAGUUACAGAUUCAUCAUAACAUCUGUUUCACAGAGAGCAUUUAUUUUUUAGAUAUUUUAAACUUUUCUGUAUGGGAAUAUUUUUAGCCUUUUUCUUCAUAUGGCAAUAGUAGGAUCACAAAGUUUAGACAAUCAUGGGACAGUGUACCAGUGAGUUUAGUAUACAUUUCUAACUGACAGCUUUACAUCAUCUGAAUUAUCCAGCUGAAGCAAACGCAUCUGAUACUCUUAGCAGGCAAGAAAGAAAUUCUUACAACUGGCAUUUAUUUUUCUUGCCAGGGCACUAUUCACUGAUUAGUUGCACCAAUGCACCAGCUCUGACUUUUUGCAGAGUUGCACGUUUUGUUGCCAUUCACAGCGUUUCAUUUUUAACCUAAGUAAAAUUAUCCUUACUAAUCACAAGCAAAUGCUUACGCAAAAUCACCAGGGGUGAGAAAAUGUUCACUGUGUAACUUUGUUUUUGGAAAUGUCACCAAUUAAUCUUGUGCUGUAUGACGUAGUGCUUUGAUAAUCCAGAGUAUAGUGUUGCACAUGGCCAAUUCAUUUUUGAAUGUAACUGUAUAGUCCCUUAAAACUGGUUCUAUGACAGCACAAUGUGCCACAGCUUUGUCUUUGACAGUAUAGUCAGUAAAAUACUCAGCAAGCAUUGCAUAAAGCUAAGAAUUACACGGCCAUUGAGAGCAGAAUGUUUUAAGCUUUCUGCCAGUGGUUCAUCUCAAAAGAAACCAAGAUGUACCUUCUGGUUGGAAACAGGUUCUGCAAAAAACCUGAUGCUCUCCUUUUCUUUCUUGACAGUGUGUGUAGAUGUGUUUAGAACAACUCUGGUUUCAGGAAAGCCACGAAGCUGUUAAGAAAUAAACCCUUUCAACCUUCC
This is a messenger RNA of Seriola aureovittata, 5443 nucleotides long. RefSeq names its product sulfatase 1 (gene sulf1). The transcript has 19 exons. NCBI's taxonomy places the organism in Eukaryota, Metazoa, Chordata, Actinopteri, Carangiformes, Carangidae. Gene Ontology annotation, cellular component: cell surface; endoplasmic reticulum; Golgi apparatus. The record is from RefSeq and is a predicted model, not a curated record. Bases 472 to 3939 code for a protein of 1155 amino acids. Gene Ontology annotation, molecular function: N-acetylglucosamine-6-sulfatase activity; calcium ion binding; glycosaminoglycan binding.